Messenger RNA from Triplophysa rosa, 3087 nucleotides. RefSeq names its product ring finger protein, transmembrane 2 (gene rnft2). Lineage: Eukaryota; Metazoa; Chordata; Actinopteri; Cypriniformes; Nemacheilidae. The transcript is spliced from 10 exons. Bases 24 to 1271 code for a protein of 415 amino acids. Gene Ontology annotation, molecular function: ubiquitin protein ligase activity. The record is from RefSeq and is a predicted model, not a curated record. Gene Ontology annotation, biological process: positive regulation of ERAD pathway.
UAAGGGUACUGGUAAGGAAGUAAAUGAGAGACAGUCCGAACACGACCCCCAGGACCCAACGCUUGCGCAAAAGCCGGCGCAACACCAUGGAGGCGUUCUUCUGGAUGUGCACCAGACCCAGUUUUGGAGGUCCUGGUGAUAAAGUGGGUGCCAUGCAAAGACGCCACAGCAGCAACACGGAGGGCAUGCCGCCAGAAAGGAACAGAAGUCAGACUCUCGGUUCUGAGAGCAGUCUUGAUGAAGGUGGCGUGUUUGACUGUUUGAAGCCAAACUCUCCUACAUCCCCACAGCAGCUUUUCUCUGGUCUGGUGGGGGUCUCUGCUGGGAACGUGUCUUCAGCUCCCUUCCAGGCUGCAGGGAUUGUUCUGGGUUCUCCCCCGGAUGUCUUUAUCCAAAUGGCGUCCUCGUCGAGGGACGAAGGCUCUCACCGGACCGAGAACCCACCUUAUCUUCCUCGGCCUCCUCAGCACCACCAUCAUCAUCACCAUCAUCACCACUCCGGCCAGCACCGAUCCGCUCUUCUGCACGCGGCAACCUCCUCUGAGAGGCACGGGAGCAGGGAUGACGGGGGAGAUGAUACCUCCACCCCUGCUCCUGCUCUCUCUGAGCUCAAAUCUGUGGUCACAUGGCUACAGAGAGGAUUUCCAUUCAUUCUCAUUCUCCUUACCAAAGUCUGCUUCCAGCACAAGCUCGGUAUUGCCAUUUGCAUCGGAAUGAUCAGCACAUUUGCCUUCGCUAACUCGUCUCUGAAGCACCAGGUUGCAUUGCGGGAGGAGAGGUCUGUAUUUACAACCCUCUGGAUUAUGAUCUUUCUUGCUGGCAACAUUGCGUAUCUGUACUACACUUUCAGCCCUGAACAACUUCACAAUAGCCUUAUUUUUGCCAAGCCGAACAUUGACAGCUUUAAUUUCUUUGACCUGAUCUGGGUUGUUGGGAUAACAGAUUUUGUGCUGAAAUAUUUCACCAUCGAGCUCAAAUGCCUCGUUCUGUUCCUGCCGAAAAUGAUCCUCGCUUUCAAGUCCAGGGGGAAGUUUUAUAUGUUGAUAGAGGAGCUGAGUCAGCUCUUCAGAGCGUUGGUUCCCAUCCAGCUGUGGUACAAGUACAUCAUGGGAGAAGAUCCGUCCAACAGCUACUUCCUGGGUGCGAUGCUGAUUAUCAUCUACAGUCUGUGCAAGUCGUUUGAUCUGUGUGGAAGAAUAUCUGGCAUUCGUAAAGCAUUUGUUAUUCUCUGCAGCUCACAGGUGAGUGCAGUAACCUGUCUUGACAUAUAAAAGUGCAUUUUAGAUACAUCCAAUCAUUUCUAGCGUUAUUUCUUUAUUUUUUGUUAGAAUACUUUGUGUUUUGCACACUUCUUGUUCACUCUUUAUUAACUCUUGUUCAUGUUUGUGGGUCUUGUAAACUCACAGUUGAUAAAUCAAUACAGACAUAAAAAUAUAUGUAAAAAUACCACAUACAGGAACAUAUAAGGUGAAUAUUUGUCAGUUGCCUUUGUUGAAUCACAUUUAUGAAAAAGUUGCUAUUCAUUUUCUGUAAGAAAUGUAGUCAUUUAUAGGGCUGGCAAACGAUUAAUCGCAUCUAAAAUAAAAGUGUUUACAUAACGUAUGUCUGUGUACAUUAAUUUUGUAUUUAUAAACACAUACACGUACUGUAAAUAUUUCCUAAAUGUAUAUGUAUUUGUAUUUAUUUUAGUGCUUUCAAUCGAUUAAAAAGAAGAAUCUGAUUAAUCACACAUUUUUUCUGUGAUUAACGCAAUUGAUCGCACAUAACAUUAAUUUUUUAAAAUAUACUUUUAGGUUCUAAUAAUUUCUCCAGAUUAAUGUAGAAAAAACAGAUUUCUUUAACGGCAUCAUUUUAUGAAUGAAAGCCAACAUUUUGAUAUUAGUACUGCAACUGAUGUCUCUAUUAAUUAUAUAAUCUCUAUUGAUUAUUUUUUAUUUAUUUUAACUUUAAUUAUAGUCAUUCAACAGUAUAAUUGAGAGCUCUCAUGUCUAAUAGGUAGGAAAUAUACAGAAAUUUAAUGAAGUUCUCAAACACUUUACAGUCUUUAAUGCUAAAUUAAAAACAGAAGAAUUCUCAUUAAAGCAACAAAACACAAUGAUUUCCUCUUUUCUUUUGUUCUUUGAUUAACAUUAGUGGCAGGAGUCACAGCAGCAGGUUUGAGAAUGCGUCCCUUUUAAAAGCUGUCUCUCUACGCAGAUCUGACGCCUCUCCCAUUUUAACAACUCUUUGCAUUCAUUUAGGAUUUUAUUUAACGCGUUGAAGUCUGUGCUUACGAAAAUGCUAGACAAACGGGCUUUCUGGCAUAAUCUUGUGUGGUUUUGUUCAUUCAAGCAGGAAAGAGAACUUAAUACUGGUUGCUAAAAGUGAUUCACUGACGCAGCCUUUAGCCCGUGACUGUAUGCACGAGACGGGACUGCUGCCGCGUUGCGUUUUGCCGCGUCAAAUCAACUGUUUCAAAUAGGGCUUAAGUGGUUUAAAACCCUUUACAUGAAUAAGAGCGUGAUUAUAUAAUGUAACGCUAGACAAAGGAUGACCAAACAAACGGAUGCUGCGUUAAUUGCGUUAAAUAUUUUAACGCGUUAAUCUAAAAUAAAAUUAAACGAAUGCGUUAACGCGUUAACGUUGACAGCCCUAAUUUAUUUAUAUUUAGCAAUAAUUUAAAUGAUGUAUAAAUGUUUAUUAAUUUAUAUAUCAUACUUUUUUUACAUGUUAUAACAUAUGUUUUUAUGAAUACAAAAUUAAUAUGCACAGUACACAGGCAUAUAUUAUGUAAACACAAAUUUUUAUUCUGGACACGAUUAAUUGUUUGACAGCCCUUGAAUUUUUUUAACCUUCAAUAUAUCUAAAUGUCUGAGGUUGAGAAAACAACAAAUAGCAUAAUUUUAAGUAAACAUUAAAAACGGUCCUACAGAUUAGACCACCAUGCACACAAAGGUUAAUAAACGACCACAGCAUUGAAUUCACACGUUUUAAUGGAUAUACAAUGGAUUGUUUGUUAUAGUACUCAUUGUUUUGUAAAUGUGAUUACACAUCAAGGCGGUGGGAAAGAUCACCCAGUGUGUGUGUGUGUGUGUGUGUGUGUGUGUU